Choloepus didactylus (southern two-toed sloth) is the source of this 513-nucleotide messenger RNA. Its product is annotated as riboflavin kinase-like. Gene Ontology annotation, biological process: riboflavin biosynthetic process; FMN biosynthetic process. Gene Ontology annotation, cellular component: mitochondrion. The transcript has a single exon. Gene Ontology annotation, molecular function: riboflavin kinase activity. Bases 43 to 513 code for a protein of 156 amino acids. Lineage: Eukaryota; Metazoa; Chordata; Mammalia; Pilosa; Megalonychidae. The record is from RefSeq and is a predicted model, not a curated record.
GCGCAGACUGGGCCGGACCGCGCGCCCCAAGCGGGUAGCGUCAUGAGGCACCUGACCUACUUCUGCUGCGGCCAGGUGGUGCGGUGCUUCGGUUGUAGCUCCACGCAGCUGGUCAUCCCCACUGCUAACUUUCCUCUACAAGUAGUAGAUAAUCUUGCAGCUGAUAUAUACACUGGCAUUUAUUAUGGUUGGGCAACUUUUGGAAGUGAAGAUGUCCAUAAGAUGGUGGUGAGCAUGGGAUGGAACCCAUAUUACAAGAAUAUGAAAAAGUCCAUGGAAACUCACAUUAUGCAUACCUUCAAAGAGGACUUCUAUGGGGAAAUGCUCAAUGUGGCCUUCGUUGGCUACCUCAGACCAGAAAAGAACUUUGAUUCUUUAGAGUCACUUAUUUCAGCAAUUCAAGAUGAUAUUGAGGAAGCUAAGAAACAAUUAGAAUGGCCAGAACAUUUGAAACUUAAAGAAGAUAAUUUCUUCCACGUUCCUAAAAGCAAAAUAAUGAAUGGCCACUGCUGA